AUGGAUCGCAGCUUUAACUCCGCGGCCCUUCCCCGAAGCGCCAAAAACAAGGACCGCGCGCUCUUCCGGGACAGCGGAUACGGCGAAGGGCCACGUGCCCCGAAGGUGGAGGCUGCCGAAGCCAAAGAUGACAUGCCGAAGGAAAACCUUUCGAGUAACUUGUCUUUCGAUUCCCUGGGGAAGAUCAGAUUAAGGGACUCUGUUAGAGGUGCAGGAAAUGGUGCCAAGAAAGAGAGUCUGUCCUUCACUUCAUGGUGUGACACUCCUAAAAUAUCUAAAAAAGAUGCCUCUCUCAGAAGACGUCUCCUUAUAUCUAAAGCUGCUGUGGAUGGCAAAACGGGUAAUGCAAAAACGUCCCAGAGCAGACUCGUUCCAUCUUCGGAUGUUCCAGGAUCCAAAGACGACGACGACGAUGAUUCCGAUGGAAUCCACGAUUCUCCAGAUAACAGGCUUUUUGAGGCCUUGGCAACUAGCACUUUAAAAGCUGAGGAACUGGCCUUGUCUUGCAGGAAUCGACGCCUUGCGUUUUCUCAGGUAAAAACUUCUACUCUCAAAGAUGGGCACCACAAUUUUACCCAGCCCCUUCUUUUUGGGGCCCAGGAUGCAGGUCUCCCUGCGGAUGAAGCCGAUCUCAACGACAGCAUUAUUUACUCCAUCCCAAACCUUCUGACACCAGAACUGCUGGAGACUCCAUGUAGUGGCAAGCUUCUUACACCCACUAACUUCCAAACCCCUAUGAAUAACCUUGCUACAAACCUUGCAGACAGUCUUAGUGUCUUGAGCACGCCCUCGUUCACCCCGAUUGGUAAGCUGGACAUAUCUGCAUCGGAGGACAGUGGUUUCACUUCACUGAGCCUGGAUAAAUCUCAGGACUCCUCAGUGGACCAUGAUGGCUCAUUCCAGGAACUUUUGCAGCAGUCAGCCUCUAGAGGCAAGGACACACCUAGACUGGCCGAGCUGAAGAGGCGGCCCAUGCUGGAGCGUCAACGCAGGCUCCCGACGCUCCGAGAAGGGGGCUCCCAAUCCGAGGAGGAGCUCAGAGCGCCCGAGUCUGCGUCAAGAAAGGACAAAAAUUUGCUGAAGGGGCAAGAGGCCCUCCGUGCAGAGGAAGAUGAUGAACUCUUCCUGGAGAAAACUCCCCUGGGAGCUACCAGCACAAAGCUGGAGGACCUUUCCUUAACACCAGCGCUUCAAAUGGUGCAUGCCUUGUGCCAGCGCAGUGCCACGCUGCUGUCGCCAUGGGCCAACCUGCAGGAGUUGCUGAACUUGUCCGAAGGUGAUGAGGCAUUCAGGACAACCAUGCCUCUAGAAGGGCUCAUUGGGAGGAAAAUGGGACUGGAGAAGCUGGAUAUUCUUGCAGAGCUCAAGUCCAGGAGCCUUAGACACAUAUUAGGAAAGAUUUUAAAUUUUCUCUCUUCUGAAGACCUCUACAGAUUUGGUCAGGUGAGUAAAAUUUGGAAUGAAAUCAUCUCACAAGAUAAACUUACAUAUCAACGACGAAGAUCAUACUUGAAAGAGCUGAAGAUGGCACUUGAGCUGGGUGGCACAAUCUAUAUUCCAGAUGCAGACAGCAGACUGAAUGCCCUGAGCAGAUCUGCUCUCAGGUCCGUUCAACCCCAGUCCAGGACACCCAUCAUCUGCACCUCAGUGUCAGGCAACAGCUCAGCAAAAGAGAUGAAGAAAAUUACACACUUAGAUAGCAAGCGAGAUAAGUUCCUAGAGGUUGCAAAAACCCUGUUCCACGAUGAGUGCCUCAGACCUUGUCCCAGGUGCCAGCAUCCUGCCAAGUGUCAUUCUGUCAGGAGAGAAGGUGUGUGCAGUCAGGAGGACUGUGCCUACCAGUUCUGUACCGCAUGCCUGUGCGCCUACCAUGGGUCCAAAGAGUGUGCCAGCGGGUCAGCGAAGCGCCGCUCCAGGAAGGAGGUGCUGCCAGGAAGCACACAGAGCAAACGCAACCUGAGGCGACUCUGA
This is a messenger RNA of Scleropages formosus (Asian bonytongue), 1971 nucleotides long. It is a transcript of the gene fbxo43, whose product is annotated as F-box protein 43. The coding region runs from base 1 to 1971 and encodes 656 amino acids. The record is from RefSeq and is a predicted model, not a curated record. Lineage: Eukaryota; Metazoa; Chordata; Actinopteri; Osteoglossiformes; Osteoglossidae. Gene Ontology annotation, cellular component: nucleus. Gene Ontology annotation, biological process: negative regulation of meiotic nuclear division; regulation of mitotic nuclear division. Gene Ontology annotation, molecular function: protein binding. The transcript has 4 exons.